AUGAUUUUAUUAAAUUUAAAAAAUAAUUUUUUAUUUUAAUAAUUUUAUAAUAAUAAAAAAGCUAAAAUAAGUAAUUUAGUACGAAAAAUUUAAUUAUUUAUUUCAAAAUUCUUAUUUAUUUUUUAAAUAAUGAAAAAAGAUUUUUUUUAAUUGAAUUUAUAUAUCAUUUCUAAAUUUAUUUUUGUUACUUCAAUUUAUUGA
Messenger RNA from Tetrahymena thermophila SB210, 201 nucleotides. RefSeq lists its product as hypothetical. The record is from RefSeq and is a predicted model, not a curated record. NCBI's taxonomy places the organism in Eukaryota, Ciliophora, Oligohymenophorea, Hymenostomatida, Tetrahymenidae. The transcript has 2 exons.